Molecule: messenger RNA, 315 nt
Organism: Kwoniella botswanensis
Lineage: Eukaryota; Fungi; Basidiomycota; Tremellomycetes; Tremellales; Cryptococcaceae
Exons: 5
Coding region: 1-315 (104 amino acids)
Source: RefSeq, a predicted model, not a curated record
AUGUCGGGUAGCGACAGCGAUUCUGAACCUGACGUUGAAGGUUUGAAGGAGGUAGGAAAGCUCAUCAUAGAGAUCCACCCGACAGACGAUAAAGCUUCAGUACCGUUCAAAGUCGUACCAACUACGAAGUUCAGCCGAAUGUUCACAGCGUACGAGGAUAAAGUCAACGUACAAAAAGGUGCUUACAAGUAUACAUACGAUGGGAAUAGGAUUCACCGAGACGAUAAUACCACUCCGAAAAUGUUGGAAUUCAAAAUUGGGAAACAAUAUGUUGUGGACGCUCAUCUAGAACAACUAGGAGGAAGUACAGGAUGA